CAAAUCCGCGGCAACUACCCAGUAUUCGCUGCUAUAAAUUUUGGAUUCGUUUCGCUUUAUUUUAUCCAACAUCUUAAGGCCAAGAAAUUUCCGAGGAAAAAAAAGUAAAGGAAGAAGAGUUCCGUUUUGUUAUAGCAAUGGAAGGAGCAAAGCCGAUAAAGAGAGAUAGCAAGAUAGUGGUAGCAGUGGAUGAGAGCGAAGAAAGCAUGUUUGCUCUUUCAUGGUGUCUCAAAACUCUCUUCGCCGAAGACACCAACAGUACUCUCAUUCUUCUCUAUGUCAAGCCACAAUCUCCUGUCCACUCCACUUACGAUGCUGCAGGGUACAUGUUUUCCAGCGAUGUAGUUGCAACCAUGGAGAAAUACGGGAAUGAACUGGUUCAUUCAGUUAUGGAAAGAGCCGAAGCUGUCUACAAUAACUUCGAUUCUCAUAUUAAAAUACAGAGAAUAGUUGGGAGGGGAGAGGCUAAGGAUGUGAUAUGUAAUACGGUUGAGAAGCUGAAAGCGGACACUUUGGUUAUGGGAAGCCAUGGCUAUGGUUUCUUUAAGAGGGCUCUUCUUGGAAGCGUGAGUGAUUACUGUGCCAAGCAUGUCAAAUGUCCGGUGGUGAUUGUGAAGCAUCCCGCUCGAAACUGAGUUCCCUUCUUCACCAUGAAGAAGUGGUUUCUUCCAAAGGAGUGGUGAGGAAGAUAAUGGAUAUGUAUUUAGUUUUAAAUUUCAUGAAAUUGCUGUAGAGAAAAGAAAUCAGAAAAAAGAAUAUAAUUAUGAUUUUAA
This is a messenger RNA of Ziziphus jujuba (common jujube), 773 nucleotides long. RefSeq names its product universal stress protein A-like protein. The transcript is spliced from 4 exons. Lineage: Eukaryota; Viridiplantae; Streptophyta; Magnoliopsida; Rosales; Rhamnaceae. Bases 138 to 635 code for a protein of 165 amino acids. The record is from RefSeq and is a predicted model, not a curated record.